CUUGCAGGGAGCAGCAACCUGGCUGGGGUGAGGCACAUCCUGCUGGUGCUGUCCGGGAAGGGCGGAGUGGGGAAGAGCACCAUCUCCACCGAGCUGGCCCUGGCACUGAGGCACCACGGGAAGAGGGUGGGGAUCCUGGACGUGGACCUGUGCGGCCCCAGCAUCCCUCGCAUGUUCAGGGUGCAGGACAGUGCUGUGCACCAGUGUGACAGUGGUUGGGUCCCUGUCUUUGUGGGCCAGGACAAGGGAAUCUCCCUCAUGUCCAUCGGUUUCCUGCUGGAGCGGCCGGAUGAUGCCGUAGUGUGGAGAGGACCCAAGAAAAAUGCUUUGAUCAAACAGUUUGUCACUGACGUGGCCUGGGGGGACCUGGACUUCCUCAUCGUGGACACACCACCAGGCACAUCCGAUGAGCACAUCUCCACAGUGGAGGCCUUGAGGCCCUACAAGCUGCUUGGAGCAAUUCUGGUCACAACACCCCAGGCUGUGUCCGUUGGGGAUGUGAGGAGGGAGCUGACCUUCUGUAAGAAGACAGGCUUGCAGGUCCUUGGGGUCGUGGAGAACAUGAGUGGCUUUGUCUGCCCACACUGUGCUGAGUGCACAAAUAUCUUCUCCAAAGGGGGAGGGGAGGAGCUGGCCAAGCACGCUGGUGUUCCCUUCCUAGGCUGUGUUCCCCUGGACCCUCAGCUCAGCCAGAGCUUGGAGGAAGGCAGAGACUUCAUCCAAGAGUUUCCCAAGAGCUCUACCUUCAAUGCCUUGGCUCACAUUGCCCAGCAGAUCUUGGACACCUCACAGCAGAGCUCCUGA
This is a messenger RNA of Acanthisitta chloris (rifleman), 804 nucleotides long. It is a transcript of the gene NUBP2, whose product is annotated as nucleotide binding protein 2. Gene Ontology annotation, cellular component: cytosol. The annotation marks the transcript as partial. NCBI's taxonomy places the organism in Eukaryota, Metazoa, Chordata, Aves, Passeriformes, Acanthisittidae. Gene Ontology annotation, biological process: iron-sulfur cluster assembly. The record is from RefSeq and is a predicted model, not a curated record. Gene Ontology annotation, molecular function: 4 iron, 4 sulfur cluster binding; ATP binding; ATP-dependent FeS chaperone activity. The transcript is spliced from 6 exons.